UCAACUAAACAUGACACGGCAGAUGGUGCACCCAAUUGAAUCGACAUUUGAUGGUGUUAAAAUCUGAAAUUUGGGGCACGUGUAAAAGUGGUAGCCAAAUGGUUGUUGAAAUUCAGAGAUGAUGGCUGUCCCUUUUCCAAAUUCAACAUUUGUAAUUGUUUAGUGUAUUUGCGGAAACAAUGGCGAAGAGGUUAGCUAGAGGUGGAAGAAGGGACGAGGUACCGUCGCGGUCGAUUUUGACUCGAGCUGUGGACUCUGUAUUUGAUUUCGUCCGAUUGGCAGAGUUUGAGAUCCUCUUCGUCUUCUUUUUCGUUGUAGCAUAUGUCAUUUUCAAGGAUCUGACUUCAAGGCCGGAGUAUAAUGAGAUCUUGGUGAAGAAGCCAGAUUGGUGGCCUUAUUAGAGUGUACCUGCAGGGUGUUUUCUUUGUCUAGUUGAAGAGUAUGAGUUGCUCUGUACAUUUAUUUCUUAGUGUUUAUCCAGAUCUGUGUGCAUUCUUUUCUAAAAAGUGUACGUCUGGAUCUGGUUUUGAGAUUUCUUAUUCCUCCCUUUUCUUUUCCUUUAUGUGAGUCAGAUGUUGAAAUCAGGAUUUAUGGGUAAGUUGUAUUGUGUCAUACUGGAAUUCCAUCAAAUGCAUAUUGGAUCUGAUCAUACGUGUAUUACAUGGGAAAAAUUACUCGAGCGAU
Molecule: messenger RNA, 684 nt
Organism: Solanum pennellii
Lineage: Eukaryota; Viridiplantae; Streptophyta; Magnoliopsida; Solanales; Solanaceae
Exons: 2
Coding region: 180-401 (73 amino acids)
Source: RefSeq, a predicted model, not a curated record